Molecule: messenger RNA, 2901 nt
Organism: Raphanus sativus (radish)
Lineage: Eukaryota; Viridiplantae; Streptophyta; Magnoliopsida; Brassicales; Brassicaceae
Product: cation/H(+) antiporter 19
Exons: 3
Coding region: 302-2704 (800 amino acids)
Biological process (GO): regulation of pH; proton transmembrane transport
Cellular component (GO): membrane; endomembrane system
Molecular function (GO): antiporter activity
Source: RefSeq, a predicted model, not a curated record
CAGAGAUCGUGCAGUGUAGGCAGUUCAUGUCUGUAAAGGAGAGAUGCAAUAUGGUUGGAAGUUAAGUAACUGACAGUCUAUAAAUAGAAAAUGUGCACGGUGUAUGCCAGGACUGGUGUAUGCUUACCCUGGAGUUGAGACGUAGCAGAAUAGAUCUUGUUUUCCUUUUCUCCUCCCGGCCAAGUCUCAUCCCUCGCUUGGCAAUGCAAUGAGGGAGCAGACGAAGGCAUUAUUGAGGGCUUAAGCAGUGUCGCAUUUCCCCACCGGUCAUCAAACCCGUAAAAGUAAGAUCGCUAGUAGGAUGGCUAGCACCAAUGUUACAGGGGGUUGCCCGGCUGCAAUGAAGGCUUCAUCUAAUGGAGCCUUCCAACACGAAAGCCCUCUUGAUUUCGCGCUUCCUCUGAUCAUCCUACAGAUCUGCUUGGUGGUUGUGUUUACAAGGCUCUUGGCUUACCUUCUUAAACCUCUCAAACAACCUCGUGUCAUUGCCGAGAUCAUUGGAGGGAUACUGCUAGGACCUACUGCUCUGGGACGAAGCAAGGUGUACAUUGACACCAUCUUCCCAGAGAAGAGCCUGACCGUUUUAGACACGCUCGCAAACAUCGGUCUUCUGUUUUUCUUGUUCCUAGUUGGGCUUGAGCUUGACUUUGCAGCCAUCAGAAAAACCGGGAAAAAAUCACUGUUGAUAGCCCUAGCUGGGAUCUCACUUCCUUUCAUACUGGGUGUAGGCACAUCUUUUGUUCUCAGUUCCACCAUAAGCAAAGGAGUCCAUCAGAUUCCAUUUAUAGUCUUCAUGGGUGUUGCCUUAUCAAUCACCGCCUUCCCUGUGCUCGCUCGUAUCCUAGCUGAGCUGAAGCUUCUAACAACCGACAUUGGACGUAUGGCCAUGUCUGCAGCGGGAGUGAAUGAUAUCGCGGCUUGGAUACUCCUCGCGCUCGCGAUUGCUCUCUCAGGAAAUGACAGUUCUCCUCUUGUACCUCUUUGGGUUCUCCUCUCUGGAACUGGUUUUGUGAUCUUUGCAGUUUUGGCGAUCAAACCUCUCCUUGGUUAUAUGGCUCAUCGCUGUCCCGAAGGAGAGCCUGUGAAGGAACUUUAUGUCUGCGUCACUCUAACCUUGGUUUUAGCGGCGAGCUUUGUGACAGACACUAUUGGGAUACACGCGCUGUUCGGGGCGUUUGUUGUAGGUAUAGUGACUCCUAAAGAAGGACCUUUCUCCAGGAUCUUGACAGAGAAGAUAGAAGAUCUUGUCUCAGGUCUCCUUCUACCACUCUAUUUUGCGUCUAGCGGUCUCAAAACUGAUGUUACAACGAUCAGAGGAGCACAAUCAUGGGGACUUCUAGCUCUUGUGAUACUCACCACUUGUUUCGGUAAGAUAGGAGGAACCGUUGUGGCCUCGAUGCUCUGCAAGGUUCCUUUCAGAGAAGCCAUGUCGCUUGGAGUCCUUAUGAACACCAAAGGUUUAGUCGAACUUAUUGUUUUAAACAUCGGCAAGGACCGUAAGGUGCUGAACGAUCAAGCGUUUGCGAUCUUAGUCCUGAUGGCACUGGUCACGACCUUCAUCACGACCCCACUUCUGAUGGCGAUUUACAAACCUGCGAGAAGAGGAGCACCGUACAAGCAUAGAACGAUCCAGAGAAAAGAUCACGACUCCGAGCUAAGGAUACUCGCUUGCUUCCACAGCACGCGAAACAUCCCCACGUUGAUCAACAUGAUCGAGUCAUCGAGAGGGACGGGACAAAGAGGACGUCUCUGCGUCUACGCCAUGCAUCUGAUGGAGCUCUCCGAGCGGUCAUCAGCGAUAGCUAUGGUUCACAAAGCUCGGCUGAACGGACUCCCGGCGUGGAACAAGGUGGAGAGAUCGACUGAUCAGAUGGUGAUCGCCUUCGAGGCUUACCAGCAUCUCCGAGCCGUGGCGGUUAGGCCGAUGACAGCCAUCUCUGACCUUAGCAGCAUCCACGAGGAUAUCUGCACGAGCGCGCACCAGAAACGAGUCGCGAUGAUUCUUCUUCCGUUCCACAAGCACCAGAGAGUAGACGGAGCGAUGGAGUCGAUUGGACAUGCCUUCCACGAGGUGAACAAACGUGUCUUGCAGCGAGCUCCUUGCUCCGUGGGGAUUCUUGUGGACAGAGGACUCGGAGGAACGUCCCACGUGGUGGCCAGCGAAGUUGAUUACAAGAUUGUGGUUCCCUUCUUCGGAGGGUUAGACGACAGAGAAGCUCUCGCUUACGGGAUGAAGAUGGUGGAGCAUCCAGGGAUCUCGCUAACCAUUCUCAAGUUCGUAGCUGCGAGAGGGACGCUGAAGAGAUUCGAUAAAGGAGAAGAAGACGAGAAGGAGAAGAAGGAAAAAGAGAUGGACGGAGAGUUCUUGAGGGAGUUGAUGAACGAUCCAAGAGGGAACGAGUCGUUGGCUUACGAGGAGAGAGUCGUUGAGAGCAAAGAAGAUGUCAAAGCGACGCUUAAAGCGACGAGCAAAUGCAAUCUUUUCAUCGUGGGGAGAAACGCGGCGGUUGCUUCGUUGGUUAACAGUACGGAUUGUCCGGAGUUAGGACCAGUUGGAGGGUUGUUGUCGUCGUCGGAGUUUACAACCACAGCGUCGGUGCUCGUCGUUCAGGGAUACGAUCCUGCGGCGGAUACACGGCCGCUCAUAGAGGAAGAUGUUGACUACGAAGGUUCCUCCAGAGAUAUUUCUGACUCGACUGUCUGAACGAAUCUAAUCAGCUUAUUACAGAGCCAAAACAAACAAAGAAAAGUGUCUGUGUUUUUUUUUUUAACUUUUGCCUCAUGAAAUGUUUUGGUUGGGACAUGAUCUUUUUGUGCUAAUCGUUGUCAUUCUAUUUAUGCACAUGAAAUUCGACUUGGAAUUUUAAAACUGAAAUCAAACCAGCAAGUUUCUCUCCAAAA